Messenger RNA from Amphimedon queenslandica, 648 nucleotides. RefSeq names its product proteasome subunit beta type-8-like. NCBI's taxonomy places the organism in Eukaryota, Metazoa, Porifera, Demospongiae, Haplosclerida, Niphatidae. The record is from RefSeq and is a predicted model, not a curated record. Gene Ontology annotation, molecular function: threonine-type endopeptidase activity. Gene Ontology annotation, cellular component: proteasome core complex; cytoplasm. The transcript is spliced from 5 exons. The coding region runs from base 74 to 607 and encodes 177 amino acids.
UUCUUCAUACCUAUUGCAAGCGUCCCAGACUGUGAAGAAGGUGAUAGAGAUCAAUCCUUACCUCCUGGGGACAAUGGCUGGGGGAGCUGCUGACUGUGCUUACUGGGAGAGACAGUUAUCAUUUGAGUGUCGUAUCUAUGAGUUACGGAACAAGGAGAGGAUAUCGGUAGCAGCUGCUUCUAAACUAUUAGCUAAUAUGGUAUCUUAUUAUAAAGGAUAUGGACUAUCAAUGGGCACUAUGAUAUGUGGCUGGGAUAAAAAGGGUCCUGGUAUAUAUUACGUUGAUACUGAUGGUAACAGGUUCACUAAUAAUAUAUUCAGUGUUGGGUCUGGAUCCACUUAUGCUUAUGGUGUCAUUGAUUCAACUUAUAAAUGGAGCAUGAGUAUAGAGGAGGCGAGGGAGUUAGGGAAGAGAGCUAUCUAUCAUGCUACAUACAGGGACUCUUACUCUGGGGGCGUGGUCAACUUGUAUCAUGUGCAAGAAGAUGGUUGGACUAAAGUAUCUCAAACUGAUGUGAAGACUCUACACUAUCAAUAUGAAGAAGAGAAGAAUAAAGAAAUAAUUAAUAAUAAGAACUAUAAACUAACUAUAACUAACAAUAUAUAGUGUAUGUAACGACCCUGAUAGGUGUGAAAGAUAUUAUAAAG